UUUUGAGAAGCAGCCAAAAGAAAAAAAGCACAGUAAUGUCAGGAAAGCAGCUUGAUCAAUGGAGUGGGGACCAAGAUUAUGACUAUGAUUCUGACGAUUAUUCAUACGAUCCUCCAUCUCAAGGUUAUGAGAUUCAGCCAAGAUGUGGAUAUGCGGUUGUUGUUCAAGAAGACAACCAAGCCAGUAGAUAUGAAAAAAGUUGGAGGUGUCAUGAUCGAGACAGGCAAACUGGCAACUAUAAGACUGCUUCAACGAAGGAGGUUGCUUCUCGCGGGGAGACAUUCAAGGAGAGGUCUACUGGCAGAGUUGGCUACAAGGAUGAGUUCAAAACCACCUCCACUUGCAGGGUUGGUGACCGAAGUGGAUAUACCGAGUAUCAGCGCCAGGAGACAUAUCGUCGAGUUGAUUUUGGCAGCAGCGGAUCGGGCAGUAAGGGUGGACAGAGCAACUAUUCAUCAAGCAAGAAAUAUCUUAAAUGAAGGGCUGGGGUAAGUGUAAGUGUGUCUGGAUGUUUGGCUCUGUUGCUUUGAAUUUGGGUUAUUUUGUGCAGACUCAUGUUUUGUUAUGAUGUUUUCUGAUGUCUGAACACUGGCAUUUUCCUUUAGAUCUAGGAGGGCCUUUGUUGUUUUUGGUGUAUGUAAUGCUCUAAUAGGUUUAGAGAGCUGAAUUCCAAAACAAAAGUAUAUGGUAUCGUUUGUAAUGCUCUAAUAUGCUGUUGUCAUCGUUUGAAUGUUGGCAUGUGAACUUUAUAGCUAAGUAUUUUAGUUUUUGAA
Molecule: messenger RNA, 773 nt
Organism: Momordica charantia (bitter melon)
Lineage: Eukaryota; Viridiplantae; Streptophyta; Magnoliopsida; Cucurbitales; Cucurbitaceae
Source: RefSeq, a predicted model, not a curated record